Molecule: messenger RNA, 1176 nt
Organism: Eimeria necatrix
Lineage: Eukaryota; Apicomplexa; Conoidasida; Eucoccidiorida; Eimeriidae
Exons: 5
Coding region: 1-1176 (391 amino acids)
Source: RefSeq, a predicted model, not a curated record
AUGGCUGGUCCGGACCCCAAGCGCAUGUACCUCGCGAUCAAUUCGCAAAACAUAGAUAGCCUCAAGAAAGAGAAGCCAUAUUGGAGCAAGCCAUUUGUAUUCUUGAAUCCAACCGGGACAGGCAUCAAGUACACUUCUCUUCAGGCUGCAAUGAUGCUUAAGAAGAUGAAAAUUGUGGAUUUUCUUCUUGACCAGCCGGCAUUGGACCUUACCGUGAAGAGCACUGACGGGAAAAACACUGUGACUGUUGCUGUCGAGGCAAAAAUGGGAGUCCCCACUCUGGAAAAAAUUCUUCACAAAAUCGAUUUGCGUAGUCUUGCGGAGGUCGACUCGUCGGGCAAGGGCCCAAUAGACUAUGCGGAUCCUGGUUCAGACGUUUAUGAAUUUCUUCAUUCUAUGGGGUGCAAGACACGCCAGGAGAAAGAGGUAGCAAUGGCAGGGUUUUUUGGAGAAAACGUGAAGGGUACUGUCCCUGGAAUCAAUGAGCAUCAACAGAGGCGCAGGGAGGCAAACACACCUAGAAGGAAGUCAGGCAAGCGGAACAAGAGCGCUGUCACGAGCCAAUCAGAAUCCCAAGAUCAAGCGAAGACGUCUAGAUCGGCACUGUCGGAUGCGUCUAAUGGCACUGUUGACGAGUUAGACGCCACCUGGAGGCGCUUCGAUGACAUUGAUGAGCUGGAAAAUGCACUCAAAGCUUACGUAGAUGAGUGGGGGGACGAUCAUGAAGACGGAGAUAGCUGUGUUCAUUGGCUUAAAAGCAUCGCACGUGCCAAGGAGACUGGAAAGACUGAAAAGCUGUUGGCAAAGUGGAACGACAGCAUUAGGAAACUGAAUGGAGACGAUGAAAAUGAAGCCAAAGAGGAAACGGUAGAAGGCGACAGGAAGAGCGUUAAAAGCAGAAAUUCUAGGGGGAGGUCAACUCGUAGAGCUUCCUCGACAGGCAGCGUCGAUACGGAAGUGCGGCAACGAGGCCGCUCUACAGGCUCCAUCACGGUGGACCCGGAAGCCAUCAAACUAUUCUUUUCAGGCAAAGCUGGGGACCAGGUCAAGCCAUCCAGGUCAUACCAGCAGUUUUUCGUUUUAGCAGUGGAGUUUGUGAAGGUGUCGGUUCGGGCGGAGGUCGACAAGGCACGGAAUCCACUAUUGCCACAGGAUGCGGAGAUCAAGUGCCAGUGA